Molecule: messenger RNA, 1482 nt
Organism: Prorocentrum cordatum
Lineage: Eukaryota; Dinophyceae; Prorocentrales; Prorocentraceae
Source: the annotation of a GenBank genome assembly
AUGGCCUUCUCCGUCGGCGGCCCGCUGCUGAGCCUCCUGGCGCAGCUGUGCUGGCUCGGCUCCAUGAUCAAGGAGGUGAACGCCGCCUACAGCUUCGCGCGCUCGGUCAUGCAGAUCCCGCGCAGCGACCGCACGGAGGUGAUCACGGCCGACAGCACGAGCGACGGCCUGGACGCGAUCGACUCGCUUCACAAGGCGCCGAGCCGGGCCGCGAGGCUCGGGCUCCCGACGGGCUCCCUCGUGGCGCUCACCGUGGUCACGCGCCUGACGGCGGUGAGCAGAGGCCGGCUCGCAUGGGCGGUCUUCGGGAUCGCGGUGCCCAGGGUGCUGCUGGCGAUGUCCGUGGGCUUUGUCGGCACGCUCUUCCUCGCCACCUCUUCGGCGAUGUCGGAGCUGGUCCUCAACGCCAUCGCGCUGGCCUUCAUCAUCGAGCUGGACGAGAUGCUGUACGCCGUGUUCGCGCCGCGGCGGCUGCACACGCUGAUGAACAACAUCGAGCCCCUGCCGAUGCCCCCGCUCCACAGGUGCGUCCCAGGCCUGAACUGCUUCCUGAAGAUGCUCUUCGUGGCGGCGAGCGUCCUGCUGGUGAAGCUGCUGCUGCUGGACCCGGUGUUCUGGCGGCUGACGCAGGCGCAGAACAUCCUCUGCUCGGGUGAGCUGGACUUCGUGUACUCCGCGAACGCGGCCUCGGGCAUGGUGCACGUGACGAAGACUGCAGGCCCGCAAGAGUGGUCCCUAACGGAGAAGACGAUUCUGCAGGCGGCGCGGCCGAUAUUGGAGCGAAAGCACGGGUGGGAAAUUGACCAGGAGUUGUUGGACUUGGCGACUUCUGAUUUCAGCAUGUCCGUGGUAACCCAGACUGGGAUGAAUCCUGCGACAGGAGGAGUCACCCUCGCCGAGUCGGAGCACGAGCCGCCUUACUUCAACAUUCUGAGUUUCAUGGGCAAGUGGGACGUCUCCCAGGCGGCCCCGUUCAUGCCGUGCUCCGACAAGGAAGCGGGCAAUUCGUACGCUCAGGUGGACUGGUUCCUGGAGCAGGUCACGGGCAUCCCUGGCUUCACCUGCAGCUCCAUCUCCGCUGGAUAUAGCGAUGAUUGGAGGGUUCAGUACUUCGCGGGUGCGGAAGCGUGUUCUGCUCCGUCGCUGGUAAGCGUCCGGGCGCUGUGCCCCCAGGCGUGCGGCUGCCAUCUGGGCAAGGACGGGAUGACGGGAUUGUUCGGCUCGAUGGACUUCGGAUGCCCAAUUGCGUGCACCGAGUGGGAGGCCAUCAGCGACCAGUGGCAGUUUCAUCACUGGAAGUACGCCGACUAUGUUGCAUACUAUUACGUUUACUAUCCGGCGACGGCGACGCCGAGAACUCGUCCAACAAGUCCAGGGGUUCUCAGAAGGGGGUCUGCGCGGAUGCCCUGGACGUGGAGAUGUUGGGCGACCCGGAGCAGUCGCUCGCAUGCCUCACGGACUUCAGCCAGUGCCUGGAGUUGA